Nasonia vitripennis (jewel wasp) is the source of this 6978-nucleotide messenger RNA. RefSeq names its product four and a half LIM domains protein 2 (gene Lmpt). The transcript has 6 exons. Bases 2545 to 4764 code for a protein of 739 amino acids. Lineage: Eukaryota; Metazoa; Arthropoda; Insecta; Hymenoptera; Pteromalidae. Gene Ontology annotation, cellular component: Z disc; nucleus. The record is from RefSeq and is a predicted model, not a curated record. Gene Ontology annotation, molecular function: zinc ion binding; transcription coregulator activity.
CUCUCUCUCUCUCUCUCUCUCUCUCUCUCUCUCUCUCUCUUUCUCUCUCUCUCUCUCUCUCGCACCGACCGUGGCCGCGCUCGGGCGUUCGAUCACCGACCGAAAUAACUGCCGUUGGCAUUGUUCCGUUUUCCUUCAAAAGCAUCACCCUCGUUCUAUGGAGAUGAGUCGCGUGGAUCGCAACCCUUUGGGAGAUCGGAGGAAGACGUGAGCCACUACCCACGUGGACGGGUUUUAUAGUGCGCGAUAAGCUGAACCAGAUUUUCAAUUUGUUGAAGUUUACGCUUUUAUUUGUUUACAAGAUACAGUAAAGAAUUCGAGGCGAAAUCGAACGAGCGUUUUUGUAAUGUCCGACUCGUGUAUCGUACAAGGUUAAUGGGGACUGAUUGACACGUUUCUUUUCGAGCGGGACGCGUUUACUCGCGGGGAAAGCGAAAGAUUCAAUAUAAACGGAUUUAAAAGCCUGUAAUCGUACACAUCGCGCCGCCGCUAAUGUGAAGCUUAACAUCGUAACUUUUCGAGGCAAGCUUGUUCUCGCGAUUUAUUAACUCUCCUUUCCUUUGAUAUCUCCAAAUUAACGGUUAUUAACUUCGCUUACAUCAUACUCCCGAAGCUUCGAUCUCGACAACAAACGCAAAUUGAAUUAAGCCCGCGAAAGUCGCUCCGAGUCUCGUGAAACUUUCAAACUUAGACUUAGGCCAUUCAAAAGUCAUGAGAGAACACGCUCAAAAAAGUCUGCUCUCCCGAACAUCUCGUCGGAUCGUUUUCGGAAUCUCGAGAGAGCUUUAAAUAUAAUUCAUCGAAAGUUCGAUACGCGGACGGCGAGACUUUCAAUAACUCGAAUUGGAGCGCGGCCAGAGCGAUGUACCGCGCGCAAAUUUUGUAUCGGGAAAAUCUCGAUGACGCCGUCUUCCCGUCACUCGCUGUAACGAAAAUAUUCUCGAUUUCUAUUUGCGACGGCUAUUUUGUUGCUUGUCUUUUAAAAAUAAAAUCCGGCGCUUGAGAUGCUUCAAUUCCGGGGAAUCCGAUACCGGAGGGUAAGAAUGUCUCUCGCGUUUCGUAUGAUAUAGGUGCAGUAGCUUGAUUACCGUGUUAUUGUCACCUUCGUCUGGUUUAACGAUAUUUUUACCUCGACGAAUUGGAGCAAUUCUAGAGUGUUUGUUUUGAGGCUGGUACGUACUUUAUACUGCGAGAGUCGUUAAUACGAAGGGCACGACUCGGUAUUAAUCAUCGUUGCAUUCUCUAGACUGCUGAAAUUCCGGAUUAAAAUAAGUCGGAGAUUUGAUAAUUGAUGAAUAUCGUUCAAAAUAUCCUAUCCACACAGUCACAACAGCUCUACAUCACCGGAUUACUGAUUCUGAUCUGACCAAAAAUCCUGAAAACGCUUCUAGGAAAAAGCACGCUCAGCUAAUUAUUCUCGGUCGUUUCGAGGGAACUUUCGAAAUUCCUCGGCGCUGCCUCGGUACCACCUAUAUUACCCAAGCCCGCACGCGUACGUCUGUAAAAAGCUUUGAUUUACAGCUCUGAAAAUUGCCUGUCGCAUUGUCAAGGCACCAGCAGCGGCGGUGCGUUUACCUCGACCAUUACAUCGUUUUCUCUCUAUCUAUACAGCGGUGCAGGAACGAUCGGGUCAUUGGUGGUCCAUCGGCGACAACUGCCAAGUGCAAGUCGCGUUAAUUAUCCCCCUCGAGCUCAUCGAUCGCUCGCGUAUUAAGUCACACACACACACACACACACACGUGCAUAGACACAGACACACCGAAACAGAGAGAGACUAUUCUCUGGCUCAUGAUCCAGGGUGGCUCUAUCGAGCUACUUUUAGCCACUCUGUGCCGGCCGUCAAACGCCGCCGCCGCUGCAGAGCAGUCGUCGCUCAUUACGCACGCAUUUGGCCAAGCCCAGCAUCAGUGUAGUGUAUAAACUCGCUCAGCCGACUCAGCUAGAAGAAAAUAAAGCGGCAUCAGUUGCGCCGCGAUAUUACCUCCCAUCCGGAUGCGCCGGAUAACUCAAUCAAGAGUCGUGUAGCGACCUGCGGCACACACGUGUGCCGAGAGCGACUCGCGCUGCGCCGGAGAGAGCGAGCUUCAAAUUCACGAGUGGGUGAUGCUACUGCGCGUGCCCGACAUUACGUAAGGAGAGGGAAGCGUGUGUGUAUGUAUCUCUCUCUCUAUACGCGUACGCCACUUGGCCUUGGGGUAUAGAUAAUUGCCGUUCGAAGAUUUUUCACGCUGAGGCCCGCUGGAUGACACAGACUCUGCUCUGGUGUACUGGAUUUCGAGAGGGUGAUACGGUGUGUUCCGUGGAUCUGGAAGUUUGUGAGAUGAUGAUUCAGCGUUUGGCUGCCGAUGACGAGUUUAUUAGGCUGUGACAAAUUGCCGUAAUAUCCCGUGCCUCGAUUGAUCUCCUGCGUCCAGAAUAUACUUUGAGAGUCGGUCUUAAUUAGAGCGAACUAUAAAAGGAGCAAGGAAGAGUCUGGGAUACGUCGAAGUGAAAAGAUUAUGGAAUCCGAAUCCGUUUGCUCCAAGUAAGUAACACCACUCGACAAUGGGCUUGCAACUGUCGGUACUCGUCGGCUGCGUGGGUGCAUUGGAGCUUCUGGCAUGUCUGCGCCACGUGAUCGUCUGCGUAAUGAAGCUGACCGACCAGCCCGCCAACUGCUGCGUCGGCUAUUUUCAUCGGUCCAGGAUAUCCGAUCACGACUUCGUCGUUCUCGAAAAGACUCCUCCGGAACAGGAUGACACCGAGAGCAACAAACAGACUUGCAGUGAGAUCGAAGCUAUUCUCAGAGAGACCAGAUCUGAACCGGACAUCCUCUGUCUUGGCCCACCACCCCUGGCCGAUGGUUACGUCAGGAUCCCGACGCCCAUCCCGUUCGGCGUUGACGACGAAAUGGCUUUACAGAAGUCCAGCUCCAAUGCCUCGUCGUUGGUGGACUCUGGAAACGAAAAUCCCACGACCAGAAAGUCCUUCGAGAAUCUGACAGUGGCUAUCAAGACCAAAUGCAGCUCUUCAUCCGAUGUCUCCUCUCUGGAGGACACUGAAAACACAGCCGGUACCAACGUUAAAGCACCUCCGAAGAAGGUCCUGCGACGUUCCAGGACACCGGAAUUCCACGGAGGCUCCUGCGAUGACUACGAUGACGGCGAGGAGGAGGAUCUGGAACAACAUCAGAAGAAGCACCACAAGGCCAGCAAGAGCACGCUUAGUAUGGCCAGCCGAAGGUCCACCAGAUCUAAACCAUCGAAGACCAGCGAAUUGGGAAGAUCGGCGGAGAGCCUGUCAACGGCCAGCAUUAGCAGAAGGUCAAAGCGGCAUCGCGAGCCAGAAAGAUGCAAAUCUGACAUCCAGAUACAGGUGGCGAGAAAUCUGCACCGCGACGAGUGGACCAACACGUCACCCAUGGGCAGCGAAGCCGACAGUCUCGGCAACCUAUCCCGAGCCUCGAGCAAGCGCAGCAUAUCCGUGCUGAUUCAGACGAGCUUCGAGGACAAGCUGCAGUUUCCCGAAAAUAGCAGUGUUCACAAUUUGGAAGUAGGAGGAUCCAAGUCGCUGGUCUGUCCCAACUGCCGAUGCGGCAACGAGCCGAGGGUCAGGAGAAUAACCGAGCUUGGCGAAUCAGUCGACGGCAGACCGCAGCUGGUGAAAAUAUCCAGCUUCGAGGAAGCUUCCGGCGACGACUACGACAAGCUUCACAACGUCAUCAACGGAGGAAAGAGAAACUCCGCUGCUAAGAACUGGGGCGAGAGGAUCAAGUCGUCCGUUGAUAGCGAGUCCUUCGACGAGUACCAGGACGCCGAGGAGGAGGGCGUCGGCUUCUGCGAUCAGCCCAUUCAGUUCAGGAUUCCGGAUCCAGGAGACAAUCAGGCUUUUUGGUUAAUUUUCAGUGGCGAGUACACGAAGGCAAUGAACAAGGACUGGCACAGCGGCCACUUCUGCUGCUGGCAGUGCGAUGAGUCGCUGACUGGUCAGCGAUACGUCCUGAGAGACGAGCAUCCCUACUGCAUCAAGUGCUACGAGAGCGUCUUCGCCAAUGGCUGCGAGGAGUGCCACAAAAUCAUCGGCAUUGACUCCAAGGAUCUGUCGUACAAGGACAAGCACUGGCACGAGGCCUGCUUCCUCUGCAACAAAUGCAGAGUGUCCUUGGUGGACAAACAGUUCGGCAGCAAGGUGGACAAGAUUUACUGCGGCAACUGCUACGAUGCCCAGUUCGCUAGCCGCUGCGAUGGAUGCGGCGAAAUCUUCCGUGCUGGCACCAAGAAGAUGGAAUACAAGACACGACAGUGGCACGAGAAGUGCUUCUGCUGCGUAGUCUGCAAGAACGCGAUCGGCACCAAGAGCUUCAUCCCUCGCGAGCAGGAGAUCUACUGCGCCGGUUGCUACGAGGACAAAUUCGCAACCCGAUGCGUCAAGUGCAAUAAGAUCAUCACCAGCGGUGGUGUUACGUACAAGAACGAGCCGUGGCACAGGGACUGCUUCACCUGCAGCCACUGCAACCAGUCUCUCGCUGGCCAGCGAUUCACGUCCCGCGACGAGAAGCCAUACUGCGCCGACUGCUUCGGCGAGCUUUUUGCUAAGAGGUGCACCGCAUGCACAAAACCGAUUACUGGCAUCGGUGGCACGCGCUUCAUCUCGUUCGAGGACAGACACUGGCACAACGACUGCUUCAUCUGCGCGGGCUGCAAGACCUCGCUGGUCGGCCGCGGCUUCAUCACCGACGCCGAGGACAUCAUCUGUCCGGAGUGCGCCAAGCAGAAGCUCUCGUAAGCUCCGAGAAUCGAAAGAAACAACAAAUCGCUCCAACUACUUCUCCCCCCCCCCCCUUACAACCCACAAUCCGCGCAUCUACCACGCAUAUAUGUAUGUAACAAAGUCAAGGAAAUAAAGAACUACUACUACUACUACUACUACUACUACUACUGCUACUACUGCUACUUCCUUCGAUCGAGUAUAUAUAGAAAAGAAAGAAACACAGAUAGCGAGGCAGCUAUUGUGUAUGCCUGUGUGCGAGAGCCUCGCCCAAACCAAAGCAUUAGCAGUACAUGCGUGUAAUAGCGUUCGUAUAGUGCUUCCACCGUGAAUUUCGAAGGGGGAUAUGCUUUUGAAAUUUUAGGUGGACACGCAGCAGCGAGUUGGCCGUCGACGUGGUCGAGUUUGCCGUAGCUUUGGUUGCUUUAUUGUCGAGCUUCUGUAUUCUCGUUACUACACGCGCUGCGUAACAAUGUAUCGUCGUCGCCUCGAUGAGUUAGCGGCAUCCAAGGUGACCCAUAUUGCGAAAGUAUAUAUCAAGAUAUAGUCUCACGUAUGGAGAACACCUGUGCAAGGAAUAUAGGAUCCUUGAUGUAAAAUCACGCGGUUGUAAGAGGGACUGCAAAAAAAGCUCGUACAGAGAAAAAGCUCCGGUAAACUGGAGCGUCCACGACCGGCUCGAGCUUAAUCGACAUAUCGACUGGGACUUGAAAGUUCCGAAGCUUUGUAGUCGUAGCGGCGUGUAUAACUAUAAAGGAAAACACUCUCUCUCUCUUGCAGCGUCUUGUCAAUGCAUCGAAAAAUUCUUUGUAUAGCUAUAUCAAUAACGCAUACAUACUUAUGUAUCUUACGGUUAUGCACUGUAAUAAGGAUAUUUUCUUACGACAAUGUUACACGCGCGGCAUCGAGGAGACGCUGCGAGAGAGGAAAAUUUUAUUUUCGAGCGCGGGCGAGGUCUUUCGAGAGUGCGCCGAGAGACAUGCCUUGGUUUCUAUGGCUUAUAUAAUGAAAAUCAAAUCGUAUUUACUGUAAUAAUGCAUAUAUAUAUAUAUAUAUACUAAUUGUGCGGUUCUACUUAAAGAUUAUACUAUAUGAAACUUCGAACGAACGAAGGGAUGUUGAUGGAGAUGAUGAUGAUGUAGAUGAUGAUUUAUGAACAAAAAAAAAAGAGAGAUAGGUGCCGUCGCGAUGUUACUCAUUAUUAAUGUUAUUGUUUUUCGCUUUGUAUACAUGAAUAUAGAGGAGUGAGACGGUUAAGCUGUUAUUCGCCAGCGACGGAUGCAAAAAACAAACAAGUAAAUAUUAAAAAAAAAUUAUAAUAUUAAUAAACAGCACGCGAAAGAACAUCCUACAAGCUAUACAACUGUACGGUUGAACUUCACGUAAAUAGAGUCAUUUUAUUUUUAUUUAAAAACUGCGUAACGCGAGCAAUACACGCGAGAACACACUCCGCGCGCGCUAUCGGCGAUACGUCGCACGGAACACACACACACACACACGCGUACAUACACAUACACCACGAUACACACUCUGCAAAAUAGGAUUUUUUUUCAUUGUUUGAACAAGGAAACUUUUGUCGUUUCCCCGUUUGUCCGACACUCUCUGUGCAUUAAAUGAAUUUCAAUCGGAUACACCCGCAUGUAAUUCGAGGAUUUGUUUCGGGAAAAAAUUACCGAGAGAAAAAGGGAAGGUUUAUAGAAAUAUAUUUGAAAUUCGUAUCUUAUUGUAUUUUUUUUUAAUAUCGCUUGCAUUUCUAUAGAAAGAGAGAUUUGUUAAAUAUAAAAGUAAAAAACACGCAGCACGCGGGCGAAGCGCGAAAAUAAUGGUGGCCUUAUAUUCGCAUGAGUGAAUACCACCAGCAAAAAAAAUAAAGAAACUAAUGCCUUUGCGUAUAAUAUAUAUAUAUAUAUGUAACACUAUUAUGAAGUUGUAAGACACUUGAUGCGAAAUGUGAAAAAACUGCAACAAAAAAAAGAUGAGACGACAUGACAGCAGCGCACGAUUAUUUAAAUGAUAAAACUUAUUGUAUAUCUAUGUACUGAGCGUUUAUCGUUGAAACAAAAGAAAGCGUCAUGACCAACAAAUUGUACCCGCUAUAUAUUCUUACGAAUCACUUACAUACUAAUCGCCUUUAUUAGAAAUGAUACGAUUAAAAAUGAAAAUUAUUCUGUACUCAGCGUAUCAUACUGUUACACUGUAAAAUUGACAAAUAAAUGUAAUUAUUUACGAAUA